UUUUUUUUUUUUGCUAUAGCUUAAGUGUUUUUGCACAUGGGGAAGUCUUUCAUCUUGGAGAGUCUUGGCUAAUUUUAACCAUCCUCUUCAGAGCUCCAGGGAUUGAAUACACUGGCUUGCACUUGGCAAUUACUGAAGUCUAACUCCUUCAGCUAUGAGUUCCCGUUCCCGCUCGUCCCGUGACCGUCACAAAGGAGGCCACACCCACUGCGACUCCUGCUACACACGGCGCUGCAGAGCCCGGGUCGAGCCCUCUGUCUGCUGUCCACUCAGUACCUGUCGCCUCCUGUGUGGGGCGCUCUUCCACCUGUGCAAAGAGGAGGACCACCUGCUGCUCUGUCCCAAUGUCCGUGUCCCAUGUAUCAAUGCUGCGUUCGGCUGUUCCCUCCAGAUGCCCCGCUCGUCCAGGGCAGAGCACCUCCAGUACUGUCCCGCCAGUGUGAUCUCCUGCUCCAUGGAGUGGCUGAGGUGGCCUGUAGAUGAAACAAACCCAAACAGUUUUUUGGCUUUACAAGAAAAUCUGUUGAAGGAGAGAAGUGAGCAGCAUGAAGAGGCGCUGGAUGUCAGUUUGGCGUUGGUGGAUCAGUCAGAUUUAUAUUCACGACUUAAGAUGAAGCCUCUGUACCCAGAACUGAUGGAGCAGGAGGAGGAGGAGGAGGUGGAGGAAAAAGAGGAGGAGAAAGAGGAGGAGAAAGAGGAGAGCGCAGUAGGAGGGACUCUGAACGGAGAGGCUGAGGAAGUGCAAACAGCGCCUGCCUCUGUGAGUAAACCUGUCAUUGUAGAGGAACCAGUGAAUAUGUCCCGGAGCCAGAUGUUGAGCCUCAUGAAAGAGAAGCACAGCAUUAUGGACAUGAUGUUUGGGAUGGAGCGAGGGGCAUGCACCGUGGCUGAGUCAAAACAAGACGAGCCAACACAGAAAGACAAAACGGGAGAGAAGGAAGAGGAUAAAACUCAAACUACAGGUGUAAAAAAUGAGCCAAAGGAUACAGAGAAACAUGGAGCUGCUGCUGAGGCUCCUGAAGUGGACACUAGUAAAACAGGACAUGCCCCGUGGCAGCAGGGGGUGUUGGAAAGACUGGGGAAGGAGCUGACUCCUCAGGAGUUUAACAUGUACAUAGUGCACCAUGGACGGAUGCUGAUGGCAUUUGGACAAAUUGAGGCCUGUACUCCGAGAGAGAGGGACUUUGUUUAUGGCAGUCUGGAGCCUAUUCCAGUCCAGACACUUCGCUCUUUCAAGGUUCCAGACAGUUAUCACUACAGAAGCAGAGUUCAUUUGUACGACACUUCUGCUCGAGUUCCAACUGAGACUCGAGAGACGGACACCUCAGACCUAGGCUCCUCUGAGGACCAGUGGUUCAGCGACGAGGCCAAACUCACACUACUGGGAUACGCCGAGAAGGAGGUCAUGGGCCACAAGAUAUGUGAGUUGAAGGCUGCAGACGGACUCUUUGUUGACGAGGGCACACAGACUUUUUCUUUCCGCUCGGCUCCAUUCACGUCAAAGACCAAACUGUCUGAUGUCAUAACAGACACGGAUCGACCCAGCACACUUCACCUGCAGCUUCAGGCCGAGUCCGUGAACAGUCGAAACAACCGAGCGAGUGCCUUCGCGUUUGUCUGUGGACACAUUUUCCACCGCAGAGAAUACCCCACUCAUGUCAGAAAUGUCCACUGUGAUAUCCAGACUGGGCUCAGCGGUUGGUUCGAGCAGAGAUGUCCUUUGUCUUAUCUGGGAUGUACUUUCAGCUGCCGGAGGUUUCAGCCAUCAACACACAAAGCUACUGUUACCUUCAACCAGAAGCUCAAGACUUUUAAUCUCCGCCCUGCUGCUGUUUGCCCUCUAUGGGACGACUCUGAAACUGCAGCAGAGGAUCCUCUGAGCUCCCUGCCCUAUGAGGUGCUGUGUCACGUGGCCAGUUUCCUGGACAGUCUGUCUCUGUCUCAGCUCGCCCUGGUGUCCCGCCUCAUGAGGCAGGUGUGCUCCUCUCAGCUGCAGGACAGGGGCAUAAUCAACCUGCGCUGGGAGAGGACAAGCCGCUCACGAGGAAAGAGCCAGUGGAGGGCAAAACCUGUUUGGGAGUUCAGUUACCUCUUUUCAAAAGUGGAUUCUUGGCACUUUUCAGAAAUUUCUCCAAUCUCAUCACAUCUAAAAGUCUGUCCAUUUUAUGAGCAGCACGUUCACAGCGCCCGUGUCCUUUUGCCCAGCCUGAGCACAAAACAAAAAAACAGCACACAAAAACUAACUCUGGUCGAUCACUUCACCAAAACCAAUAAGAAAUUAUAAAAAGUCUACACUCUGUGGACUUUUGCUUGUAUGAAUCAUAGGGAUUUAGUUUUUAA
This is a messenger RNA of Periophthalmus magnuspinnatus, 2340 nucleotides long. RefSeq names its product F-box protein 40, tandem duplicate 2 (gene fbxo40.2). The coding region runs from base 155 to 2284 and encodes 709 amino acids. Gene Ontology annotation, cellular component: cytoplasm. Gene Ontology annotation, molecular function: protein binding; ubiquitin protein ligase activity; zinc ion binding. The record is from RefSeq and is a predicted model, not a curated record. Lineage: Eukaryota; Metazoa; Chordata; Actinopteri; Gobiiformes; Gobiidae. The transcript has 9 exons.